Molecule: messenger RNA, 12626 nt
Organism: Portunus trituberculatus (swimming crab)
Lineage: Eukaryota; Metazoa; Arthropoda; Malacostraca; Decapoda; Portunidae
Exons: 6
Coding region: 7640-9952 (770 amino acids)
Source: RefSeq, a predicted model, not a curated record
UUUGGCUGGCUUCUUCUACAUAAAAAAAAAAAAAAGAAGCCCCCAGGAAACUCCCAAGGAUUACCAACAAAACACAACAUUACAACCUUGAUUUAAUGCAUGUCAAAGAAAUAGGUGGUUGGUUGAGAGAAACCAGAAAUUGUUCAAAAAAAGUAUUAAAAAGCCUUUUAGAAGGUAAUAAUGUUGGGUUUGGUAAUUAAAUCUUGGGGGACUUUGGGCCUAGAAGAUUUUAAUGCUAGGGUUUAUUUAGUAACCCUUGUGGGUGUCCUUUAGGGCUGCAAACCCUCCAUCUAGGUUAUAUUGUUGGGUUUAGUUAGUUAGCCUUUUUUACCAAUGUAGUGGAUACAGCCAGAAAUGUAGCAAAUCGCUGGCAACGCUACUCAAGAGUAACAAAGCAAUACUCGCUGCCACCACAGCCAGCUGCUGCCACCAUCAUCAAAGUACUUUCAGAGAUUUUUUAUGUAAUUUUGUUGAUUUCCAACUUCUCUUGCAACACACAUUAAUGAAUUUAAUGCUACCCCACCCAAAAAUCCCAAUUUCCCAAAGGUCUCCCAAGAUUGUUUGGAAUGAGAGAUAGGCAUAAGUUGGAGUUGAAAAAACAGUUAUAACACAAAAAAUAUUCAUUGGUGAUGGAAAUUACAUAAACUAUCAAUCAAUAUCACCAGAAAAACAUGAGUCACAUCAAAGAUUCCAUGGUUGGGUGAAACUGCAAAUUGACAGAAAACAAUCUCCUAAAACUAGCUAUGAAUUCAUGAUAGUCAUACGUGUAGCAAAUUUUCCUAUAUUCUCUAAGAAGUUUAGAAUAUGAAGGGAAAUGUUCUUAUUUUUUUCUAACAUCUAUAUAUCACUUAUUCCCUUCCACUGCCCCGUCACCCUAAAAAAAAAAAAAAAAAAAAAACACAUUGCUACUAGCCUCCAAGCUGGUUUAGGAGGUAUGAGGGGUUGGGUGGGAAAUGAUGGAGUGGACCUUAUCAGCAAGUACUAACAAUGACCCACUGACAGUCUUCUCAGUCUUCCCUAACCUGAGUAACUGUGACAUAUUGGACAAACUGACUCCUGGAUGGACACCUCAGCCAAGUGGUGGAAUCCUUCCACCUUUUUAACUUUGUAGGGAUGGGGAAAUGAUGGGCAACAUGGCAAUUUGUAUCAAAUUCAAAGACUCCCUUUCAGAAAGGGUUGCUUUAUACUUGGCCUAUUACUGGGUGAGAUCACACUCCUUCCAUGUCUCUCAGUGCAUUUGUUGCCUUUUGUUUGGCCAUGGUAACAUUCCUUCCAAUGUGAAAAGCCACUGUGGGAUUUGUGAUGGCUUGCACAAUGUCAAUGGUUGCACACAAACUGUUUUCUGCCUUUUAUAUAGGGGGAUGACCUCUUUCUCACUUCCUGGUAGUGUGUGACCUGCCUCAAGGCAGCCCAGAUCCAGCAACUGCAGCAUGAGGUUAAAUGUUCUUGCACAAAUAUCAAAAGAAGAUUAAGGACCAUCAAAUCUGGAGCUUUCUGUCUUCAGACAUCCAAAAUGGUAUCUUUUGCCUCUUAUCAGGCCUCUCCCUAACACCAGAUCCUCCAACAGCUUCACCACAAUCUCCUAAGUCCAGAAAAUAGUAUCAUUCAAAUGGCUGUUGAGUCUAUCUUUCCUUGCCUGUGCACCACCAGUCCCAUGCACAAACCCAAAGACCUGAAAGGAAACAACACUCACCUGAACUUGAAAGUACAACCACUUCAUCUUUCUCUUUGAUCUCAGUGGAAGAAGACUCACAAUAACCUCUUAGCUAGAGUAAUUCCUAGUCUUACCUUACCUUUUUGUCUCUCCACAACUUAGCCCCACACCUCAACAUGUACCUUUCUUACAUCCUUCACCUCAGCUCUCGGCCAUGUACCCUGCAGCCUUGCAACCUCUUCCCAUGCUUGUUAGUGGACCUGCAUCUUCCUCCCAAAUCCUGUAUACUUCAGGUCUUUCCCUUUCUACCCUCAUUAGGGGAAUUGCACUCAUUGCCUCACUUUAUUAAUCUUUUUUCAGACAUUAGCUUCAGAGGAAUCCUCCUGAAGUAUUUGCCCGACUUUCUUUUCAUCUUCAUAUCACUCGUACAGUGCCUCCUGACUUCUCCCUGUCACUUAAUACUGUGGAACACCUGGUCCCUAUACUGGAAACUCUAUCUUUAACAGGAAGAUUCUUUAACAUCUUUCACUUCACAACUUAUCUGAUUGCCUGUAUAGAUUCUGCCAAGGCUACUCUACUUGUGAUCUGGCUUUCCUUACUGAGUCUUGGUUAUCAUUUUACUUUUGCCUUAGACAUGUCUUAAGCUUUUGAUAAAGUGGUACAAAUCUUUGAUUUCUAAACUACUCUCUUAUGGCUUCUAUCCUCUCUGUACUUUCAUUUUUUUCCCUUCUGACUGUUCUAUUGCUGCUGUGGUAGACAGUCACUGUUCUUUUAAAUCUAUUAAUAGUGGUAUCCCUCAGGGUUCUGUCCUUCCUAUCUUCUAAACCAAACUUCUUAUGCUAUUUCUUCAUAUGCCAAUGAUACCAUCCUACACUCUUCCAAAUGUUUUUGUAGACUUCUGACCUUCAGGAACUAAACAAUUCCCACAGGGAAGCUACAAAAUGCCUGACUUCAAAUCUCUAAGAUUUCUGAUUAAGGCAGAAUAAACUUACUAUUGUUCAAUGCCUGAAACUCAAUUCCUCCAUCUGUCUAUUCAACACAGUCUUCCAGAUAACUAACUCUCCCCUCCUCUUCUGUGACACUAAACUGUCUCCCAUCUUCUACUUUGAACAUCCUCUGCCUGACCUUUACUUAUAACCUAAAAUGGAAACUUCACAUCUAAUCUCUAGCUAGAAUAACUUUUAUGAAAUUAUGUAUUAUGAAUCAUCUCCACCUGUUUUUUUUCACUCCUCACCUGUUUGGUUUGUACAUGGUCCUUAUUUGUCCAUGUUUGAAGUAUACUUCUCAUGUAUGUUGGUAGGGUUUCCACUCAUAUUGCUCUUUUAGACAUGGAAUCAAAGGCUUUUUUGUCUUAUAAGCUUCUCUCCUGUAUGUAACUGUCUUCAGCCUCUCACUCAUUGUUGCACUAUUGCAUCUGUUGCUGACUUCUACCACAAUUCUCAUUAACUACAUGCCUUUUCCUUUCCCACUGCCUUGCUGUACAAGACUUUAUUCUCUCUCACCCCCCCCUGUUCUGUUCACCUGUAAUGCAAGAGUUAACCAUUAUUUUCAGUCAUUUGUCCCUUUCUCUGGUAAACUGGAAAUCCUGUCUUGCUUUCAUAUUUCAUCCUUCCUAUAACUUGAACUCUUUCAAGAGGAAUGUUUUAAGAUACUUAUUGUUUUGUCAGCUCUGUUUGUGGACCAACACCUUAGUGUACCUUUUUCUUAUUAUGCAGUAAAAGUCCAUUAAUCCAACACACAGGUGACCAGAAUUGUGUCAGAUUACCAGGAUGUAACCCUGAAAACACUAUACUUAAGUAAUAAAUUAGUAAGUAAUAGAAGAUAAAGACACAAUAUGAUAUGUGUUAUUUUACUACAAAAAUACUUCUCCAUACAUGUCAGCUGCAUCUUGAUCUGCUGAUUGUUUUUCACCAGCAACAUCAUUAGCCAGUAUGCUGUAUACAUGUUUAUUACCAUCCAUCUCAGAGCCUGGGUCUUUCCACCUUCGGGACAGAAACUGGGGUGUGUUCCAGAUCAUUCUCCUGAAGCUUUUUGAAGUUUACAGAUCACUCUGAAGUGCACUGUGGCAACAUUAUGACAUCUCUCAAGGUUCACACUGGAGAAGUGAUAUGCUUACCCUCUGCAGGGGGGGAGACAUUGUUGUAAGCAAACCACUUACAGGACUCUGGCCUCUGUUCUCUCUCCUUCUCUUGCCUACUUAAAGGGUGGCAGGAUAUGGUGAGGUAACGUCCUGUGGAAUACAUACUUGGUAAUCAUCCCUACAUGUAUUUGUGAUGAAUGCCGGAACUGCUACACCCUGGUAACUGUCAGGCAGCAUGCUUGUGGUUAUGAAAUGCUGGUAUUCACCAAACAUGGUUUACCAGUUUCCUGCAGAACUGUUUCCGGAACUGGUUCUGACAGUUCUACCAGCCCAAGGAACUGGUUCCUUGAAUACAUAAGUUACUGGUUCCUGCUCACCAUUACUACAGUAUGUUGGCUGAAAGUGGGGAGCAUCUACUUUCACUCCUUACCUGGUUUGAAUUUACGCAGGGAUCUAAUUUUGACCAUGAAUUUUUUUUUACCCCACUUUAAAAAAAUUGGAAUAUUGGCAAAUUUGAAUAUUGGUGUUUGGAUUAACAGACUUAUAUUGUAAUUUUGGUAGCUAUGGCAGGUGCCUCUCCUACAAAAAAAAAGUUUGGCAACUGAGACGUGGCUCACUGAUGUAUUCUUCUCUUCCGUUCUUGGCUAUUCUUCCUACAUGGUGGACAGGAGGCUGGUGGGGCUGGAGGCAGCCUGUUGCUGUUGAUCCACCAGUCCCUUCCUUCUAGCCCUUCCUUUCCCAUGAGUGGAUUGGAGCAUCUGGGAGUGACUGUCACCUUUGACUUAAAAUCACCUCUUCAGAUCCUUUUGGUAUAUAAUCCAUGUUUGGACAUCUUCCUAAAGGAACUUCAGUACCUAUUUUCACAUCUUUUAUCUCCAUCACUAGUAAUGAAAAUUUUAAUUGUCCAUCAUAACAUUUGAGAAUUGGUUCUUCCCAGAAGCAGGAGGAAUUGUUUGAACUGCAUCCUCUUGUAUUUUCUGGUUGUCAGUGCUUUUUUUUUUUUAUCUCUUAUUGCUCCACUUGGUGUCCCUAUCAGGAUUGAUGCUGCUCCAGGGAACUUCAGUGCCUCACCUGAAGGUGUAUUCCCAACAUUUCAGUGGUCACCAUUAAUGGUACUCAAAUCCCUUUCAAAACCCACCAUAAGUUCCUUGGUUUACUGCUGGAUGGCUCCUGUCUAACCUGGAGGCUCCACAUACCUGGUGACCUCGUCCUUCAAGAGGCUUAACCUCACAAAAUGCCUUGGAGGUGUCAAGUGGGGUGCAAACAGGAGUGUUCUUCUUCACUCUUAAUACUAUUAGUAUAUCUGGAGUCACCUGAACUACAGAUGUGAGGCCUUACCAUCUCUACUCCAAAAAUUACAGGUAAUUAGAAUUUCAGUACUCUGUAUUGCUUUGAGAACUUUUAGGUCCUUCCCUAAUCACAGCCCUUCAGGUAGAGCCCUUCCUAUUGUCACUGUCACACUGAUGCUUCAUCCUUCAUGUUCACGCCUAUACUAAACUUGCAUCCACUCUUAGCGGCCAUCCCCCCACUCUCCUCCUCCUCCAACAGCAUAGGAAACCACUUCAUGGCCCUAACCCUAUUAAGGCCAUAUUCCAUUUGUAGAUGACAGAGCCCUCUCCUUUGCUAUUUUCUGAAUCACUCCACCCUCCUUUUUCACUCUUAAAGAAAACUUUCCCAUUGGGUCCUUGGUUCACUCUCUCUCUAAUAGUCUCUCAGAGGCUCCACACACUGACAGCAUGGUUCAAGGCUGGCUUCCCAGCUCUGGGCAAGAUCUCCUUCCUGACUUUUACACACACUGCAGAAACUCCCAACACAUAUACACUGAGGUCUCAUGCUUCUCACUCUCCUGGUUGGAACAGCUAUUUUUAUACCAUUACAGUACUUUCCAUUGCCACUGCCUAGGGGUUGCUGGCUACUGCCUCUAUCGUUAUAGCAUAACUGUUUGCCAUUUAAGGGACCUCAAUUAGUUUUGCAAACAGCUAUACUUCCCUUUGCCCCAUAGUAUUUUUUCACAGAUUUUCUCACAUCUCUCCAAGUCAUCCAGUGUCACUCCCCCAAGUCACCACUCUUGCCUCCAAAUGCACCACUUGCUAAACCAUCUACCUCAAAUAUGGAUAUCUACUUUCAAUGGGUCCCCUUGCACAUUGGCAUUGUGGGUAAUGCUAUGAUCAAAAGAGUGGCAAAAUAGGCCCACUCCUACCCCUCUUCAAUGGAUUUUCCUACUGACCACACUGACUGGAUGACUCAACUUAUAGAAUGACUGUAAAUUGCAAUGGCUUUGCCAGGCUGCCUUGCUCUCCCAAAGUGGUAACAAUGUAGCAGAAUUGUUAGCAUGCCUCACAAUUUUUACCACUGUCAGAAAGACUUGUUGGAAAUCAUACCUACCUAUAUGUUGACAAGAACCCUUGUACUUUUCAAAGAUAGUGGAUGUGUGCUCCGGUUGCAAUCUGAAUAUGUCAACUACUAUUUCAGAAAUUCCAAAAUAAGGAAACGAAUGAUGACAUCCUUUACAGCCUUGGAAUAGUUCAGUACAUGGUAUCACUGGCCCCAAGUGUGCCAGUGAUGUUUGUUUCAAUAAACGUACUGUUUCCUGCUGCAACAUACAAAAGAGGGUGCUUAAAAAUCAUGAAGUGAUUGUUGAACAGUGCUGGUUUCAUUUAUCAGCUCGAAAAGGUACAUGGUUUGGAAAUUCAAAUAUUGGUCCCCUAUAAAUAAUUCUGUUGACUUAUUUCAGGUGCAAGAGAACACGCAGUUGAGUGUAGUAUUCUGACUGUGAUUGACUGGUUCUCUUUUUGUUGAGGGGUGGUAAUCGACUACUGUAGCAAGAAAUAUUGUGGGAAACUUGGUGGUGUCGGAAAAACCACUGAAAUUGACAAAGCGAAGUUUGGCAAAGGAAAGUAUUGUGGUGAACAGUUGCAGGGGACGUGGGUGCGUGGAAUCUAACAGAACUCAGCACUCUUCUUUCUGGUCCUCGUGGAGUGUUAGGAUCAACAGAUCCUUCCUGUGAUUCACAAAUACAUGCUUUCACUCACAUAAUGACAGACUAGUGGCGUGGUUACGACAAUCUCCACCAACCAAUCCCUCAACUGCGUUGACUCUGACACAGGUAUUCACAUCAAGGAGUGGCAUGAGGCAAGGCUGCUCGUUCCCUGCUACGGAUGAUGACAGCAGUAUUUUGCUGCAUAGGUUGGGGAAGCAUUCUUCAAGAGAGUACAUACUUCCAGACCCAGGUUAAUGCUUCAUACCUUCUUGCUUCGCACUGGAAUAAUGUUCAUUACUCAAUGAAGGUAUGUCGAUGUGUGCAUUAUAUUAUAUAUACAAUUUUCUACAAAUGUUCACCUUUAGGAAGAAGCAUUUGUGUAUCCCACGAUAACCCUCUAUAUGAACAGUUGGUGCAUCAUAUCAUCAUGAUCAAACAAUCAGUGCAAGUACUGGUCAUAUAGCUUCAUAUUCAGUGAUGCCAUUUGUAUCAACACAGCAUUGCAGUUAUUAUGCUCUCUUUUGCUGAAGAUUGCAGGCUUGUAAAACUGUCAGUCUGAAAAAAAAGAAAAGAAAAAAAGAAUAAUUCCAUGCAUCAUCAUUAAUUUCAAGAACUUUUAAUGCUAUGUAAUUUUUAUUUUUGACAGCUCAUUUAGAUGAAUAUUUAAGAUAGCCAUGAAUACUUUUUGUUAUGGAUGAAUUUUUCAUCUAGUAGCCACAUGACUGAAACAUUUCCUGUGGUGGUGGAUUCCGUAUCUUUUUUCUGUCUAAUAUAUAUUUACAAAUUUCAGUGUUGAUGAAACUGUCAUGAUUUGCUUAGAGUUGACACAAGGCAAUGCAUUCCAUGGGUGUAUAGAAACCCUACAGCAUGACGGAUUCACCUUGCUGGAGCAGGGGCAUAGUGGAGAGAACUACUAGAGCUGUGAAUGUUGAAGAUGGACUCCCAGGGACAAUUCAGUGUAUCACACUUUUAUGGCUCAACAGUGGAUGUAGCCCCCUACAGCACAUUGCAGCAUCCUCUACAUGGGUAUGGUGGAGCCAUUGCCACAGUCAGUGGGCCUCAGGGGACAGGUCCUGCAUCCUCAACUGCCACCAUCACUUUAGGUUAUUCAGUAUCUCAUCCUCCUCAGUGUGCUGCAACCCCACCCUACAGUGUGGCUCUCACAACUCAGAUGUCAGCACAUCCACAGAUUCAGUACUAUUAUGAGGGUGCUGAGCCCCUCAGUCCCUAUCCCCAUGUGAGGUACAACACCAGUUCAGGCUUGACUUUCCAACCUGCUAUUCCUGUUUCACUUGAAGCACAACCUCAGAAAAGAUAUGGUAAAAAAAAGACAUCAGGGACAGAGAGGACCAGUACCAAACUGAGCCGCAAGCAUUGCAGGAAUCGUGGUGAAGCUUAUGUUAGUGCCUCUGGUAAAUUUGUACCAGCCAAAAAAUAUAUGGAGCAUGACUGUCAGUGCCGCAACAAAUGUUUGACUAAAUUAGGGACAAUGACUGACCGGGAAGCUGUGUUCAGGCGAUUCUGGGAUAUUGGUGACUUUGGAAAGCAGAAUGCUCAUCUGGCUCAAAGUGUUGUGAUGGUACCUAGUGGAGGAAGCAGCAGUGAUAAGCGACGAGGUGACCUUUCUCUAGACGAAAGGCUGCUCAGGACUGUCAGGAGAUUCUACUAUGUGAAGCUACAGGAAGGCCAAUCUCGGGUGCGGGUGUGCAAGAGUCAGUUCCUAAGGCUGCAUGGAGUGUCUAAUGGGCGGCUGGACCGAGUGCUGCAGGCUCUUCACUGUGAGCAUCCACAUGCCCUUCAGGAUCGACGGGGACAGCAUGCUCCAAGUAACAAAACGGCACAAGAAGACCUGGAGUUUGUUGCACAGCACAUCGUAAAGUUGCAACAGCAGAAGAUAGGAACCUCAGAUGAGUUUGUAACUCAGGGAGUUGCAGAGAAGGAGAUAUCAGUAAAGAAGAUGCAUGAACUGUAUCAGCAAUGGUGUGAGGAGCAGGGCAAGACACCUGUCAGUCUAUGGGUAUACCGCCAGGUUAAGUCCAAGCUCAUCCCUCACCAGGAAGAGGGAAAUCCUAAAGCUAGUGGGACAAAAAACUCCCAGGCUGCCAAGAACUUGCUGAUGUCUCAACCUUACAGGAAGAGGUAUGGUACCUUUGGAUGUCAAGAGAUUCAGGAAGCUGUCACUGGACCAGGAGACACCACUGCCAUUAUGUAUAAACAUGCCAUUGGCAGUACCACACUCUCCCAAUCUGUUGCCACUUCCACUUCUGUCAAUAGUACAGCCUCUUCUAAACCUGCAUCCACUAGCACCACAAACAUUGCCACUGGCACUACCUCUGCUAUCACUGGUGUUACUCCUACUACUAUUAGUAGUAGUAUUACUGUCACCACCACUACCACCACAACUGCUGUCACCCUCACUACUGCCACAACUGUGGAACCCCUCCAGCAGAGGAAGGGAAGAAGGAAACAAAGGCAGGGUGUUUUGGGGAGUUCUACCAUGAAUCGGGAACAGAGAAAAGCCUGCAGGAACAGAGGGGAGGCAUACAUCACCUCAACAGGCAAGCUCCGUGGCAAGAAAGUGUAUCAGGAUGAGCCGUGUGAGUGCAGAAACGGAUGCAUCCCAGCCUUGGGCACCCCUGAGACACGCCAGAAGGUGUUUAACAGCUUUUGGGGUCUGGCUAGUUUCACACGGCAGAAUGCAUACAUUGCUCGCAUGGUGACUCUUGCACCUCUGAGCCAGCGACGGACCAGUGCUCCCCUAUCCCGAACCUAUUCAAGAGUCUACAGUGUGCCAUUUGAGGGUGGAAAUGAGAAAGUUCAGGUGUGCAAGUUGGCUUUUCUUCGUCUGCACGGUGUUUCCAAUGGCCGGGUGGAUCGAGUGUUACAGGCUGUGGCCUGCCAGUCUCCUUUCGCUCUUAAGGACCGGCGGGGCCGUCACUCUCCCAUAAACAAGACCCAAGAAGAGGAUGUGAGUUAUGCCUUGAGCCACAUGAGCACCUUCUCUUUUGAUGAUCCUGAUCAAUCUGAUAGAUGUUGCUUGCCACAAAACCUCAAUGUGGGAAAGAUGUACCGUCUGUACCGAGAUCAGUGUGUCUUGGAGGGCAGGAAGCCAGUGGGGAGCUUUGUUUACAGGAAAAUUCUGAAAGAAAGAUUCAACUGCCACAUCAAAAUGUCUUCCAAUAAAACCCCAGAGAAGGACCUGAGCCUCCCAGGGAGGGAGAAAACAGAUCUUCACUGACCACAUUUGCAUAAGGGUCAGCUGUGCAAGCAGUGAUGCAUGAAAAUAUAAGAUGAUAAAUUAGAAAGACAAAAUUUGAAGCAAAAAAUUGUCCAACAUCAUUUGAAGUCCUCACUUGAAGGCAUUAGCUUUGCAAUAAAAAUUGUGAUUAGUUGCUAGAAAAUAAGAAUUUGGUAAGAUAGGGAGAAUGGUGUGAGCUGUUAACAUGUUCCCUGUGUUUGGCUGCAUGGCAAGCUCUCCUGCACUGUGAUACAAAUAAAUUGUCAUCACUUCAUUGGUGGUCAAGCCAGCAAAGUGAGAAGAGCAGCAGAGUGUUGUCUGGGAGAACACCCAAACGCACUGGCAAUGUCAAAGUGUUUGUCCACCGGUGGGUCGCAUUGCAUACUAUAAAAAUCUAUGACUUCUCUGCGAUAUUAACCACGAACCACCAGUGAUUAUACUUUAUUUGUCAAUAUUCAGUGCAUCUCUAUACUCUACAGUAUUUUUCCUAUCCUAAAUUUGUUUAUGUAUUUUUUUCUUUAUUUUGCAUAUUUAGAAAAUGAUUGCUACACAGUUUUAUGGUCAACUUAGUUCAACAGAUGAGAGAGAAGAUAAAGUAAAAUAAUAAAGAUGAUAUCAGGAAAAUUAUGAAAUUAUAAAAAAUCAAUAAAGAAAAUUAUUGAAAGUUAUGGAAAGUUCAAUUGUGAUAUCUCAGUUUGAAUUAUUUGUUAUAGAAAAGUUGUAUGUUCUAAAGGAAAAAUGCAAAAUAAUUAUAGUUUUCUUGCAUAUAUUAGGAAAAAGAAAGUAUUUUUCAGUUUAUUUUUAUAGCAGAUAUUUUUUUUAUUUAUUUUGUUUUAUUUCUUUACUUAUGUUUAUUUAUAUAUGCUUUUCAAAAUGGUCACCAGUGGCAGUUUUUUUUUUACAAUUUGUCCAAAUAAUAUCAGGAAAAAUAUAAAAAAUCAUUGAAGCUUGUCAAGGAAAGUCCAAUUGUGAUAUCUGUUCCAAUUAUUUUAAUAGAAAACUUUUAUGUACUGAAGGAAAAAAAAUGCAAGAUAAUAUAGUUUUUUUUUUUUCAUGUAUUAGAAAAAAAUAUGGAAACAAGACUAUUUUUCAUAUUUUUAAAACAGUAAAAAUUAAAUAAGCUUCAUAUUAGUAUUUAUCAAUCAGUGUUUAUUAUAUCCACCUACACAUCCUGUUUAUUGCAAUUUUACUAUAUAAUCCAAUUUCUAUCAAUAGUAAGAUUAAAAUGUGAUAUACAGUGGAGACUUGAUACUCAAACUACCGAUACUUAUAAAUCAGGUAAUUCAAUCUAACCUUAGCAGAACCUUAAGUUUACAAAAAUUUCAAUGUAUUUUUUUAUAAUUUGAUUUGUGCUUAACGUAGAAGAGGAGGAGAGAAAGGUGUGGAGGAGAAGGGAGGUUAUUCAUCGGAAGAUGAGUCACCAUCCAUAUAAAAUGCUUGGUAACUUGGUAUGCUUCUUGUGAACCCUCUGUUGGAGGGUGUCACUCACUAACACUUGCACUCUCACUAGAUUCCUUAAUUUUACCAUUAAUAAGCCUCUUUGGUACCAUUGCAAGUUUCUAAAUGAAAACUACAGAUAAUGCAGAAGAAUUGUUCUCUUGACUGUGGCACAGCGGCGUAAGUCUAGGGAUGUGCACCGGUAUUUGGUAUACCACAAUACUGUUAUUUUAGUUUUGGUAAUACAGGUAUUACCAGUAUCAGAACAGGACAACCACGUGUGUGGCCAUUUGAGUACCAGGUAUUUUUUUGAUUACCAGGUUGAACUUUUGCGUUCCAGUAUAUUUAAGACGUUUGAGUAUUGAAUCUUCACUGUAUAUAGAAAUUGUUGUACGACCCACCAGUGGGUCGCAUUGCAACAGUGGAUAGUAACUGAUGACCCACUGGUGGGUCGCAUUGCAGAUAACGUGUUAAUAUUGAUUCCUAUAAAACAGGCCACUAACAUUGAUGCAGAUACCAUUUUACUAGUUAAUCUCUAUGAGAAGUAUCUUCUUUUAGCAGAAACUACAUUGAUAUUGAAUACAAGAUAUCAGUCUUUGCAUCUUUUUAUUCAAGAAAUUUUGAUAGAUAUGAUAUCUUAGUUGUGAGAAUAGCUGAUGGGAAUCUUUUGGAAGCUGGUGUAAGGAGUCUUCAUGAGAACUAUGACAAGAAGUGCAGUCAAAAGGUGAUGGAACUGUAGCAAUCCAGAAUUCCAGUCCAAGCAAAACUAGCAGCUGCGCUUCUUGUGUAAGUUUACUACAGAGAUAAAAGAAGGCUACAAGUUGUUUAUUUGCUCAUGGUUUUUGCUCAAGUUUAAUAUUGUGAGGAAUUUUGCUGUUAUGUUGUCAGCAGAUUAUUAUAAUGAAACUGAUGUUUUGAGUCUUGUUAUCCACAUGUUUAAGUUGUACUAUUUAAUUUUAUGAUAAGUUUUAUUGUGAAUUUAUGAGAUGCAUAUAAAGUUUAGUAAUUAAUUUAUUUUCAUCACUUACAUAUUAGCCAGGAAUGUUGGGAAUAAAUUUUGGUAUUUGAAAAAGACUGGGUGAGAAAGUGAUUUAUAGGUCUGAAGAAAUAUGUGCCUUAAAUAAAAGUUUGUAAAGUAAAGGAUGAAUAGAGAAGUCAGAGCCUUAAUUAAGAAUCUUAAAGUUAAGUGAACAGUGAAUGAAGUUGGACCUGAUUUGUAAAAUUGUUUUGAGAUGAA